UGGUACCAGUUGCGACCUGGUGCAGCUAACAAAUAGUGUCCUGGAGAAGUCUAAUGAGCUUUGUUUCCUUGAAUACUACUUAAAAAAAGUUUAACUUCCUCUGAUGUAUUUAACGCCAUUAUUAGCGCGAAAAUAUACUAUCACAGAGAAAAAAAAAAACAUUUAAAUGCAGGUUAACUAAAGAUUGUUUUGACAAUCUUACUCAGUUCAACAAAGCAUUCUUCGAAGCAUAGCAAUUCAUCUUUCACUGCUCGGGGCUUAGCAAUCAGUUGAUCGUACGAAGCUCAGCUAUGAGUAGGCAAAGAAGAAACAAAACACGAAAGUCAAAGAAGCAACAAGAAAAACUUCAUCUGUUUUAGAAACUGUUGGCCUUGGUUUGUAUCUCUUAGAUUCACUGUUACUCUUCAUUGGUUACCAGUGCACCGUGUGUAGCCAGUCCUCUUCGUGCAUUACAAAACAUGAUUACGUUAUUCCCUGUUCAACCGGUACAUAAUUUAUCGCCUGCCGAGUUGAGACAGCGAAUUGGGAAGGUCAUUUUGGGAUAUCGGGGAAAAUAAUUGAGAUAUCACAAAGCCCCAGAAAACGGAUCACAAAAAUGGGGCGCGAUAUUUCAAAGAGGAAGCGGAAUGGCGAAGGAUCCCAAAUGAACGACCAAGCGUCCUCGUGGGGCUGUGGGGCGCGCUUUAUGGGUAUUCUUGGUGUUUUGACAGUCAUUUUAGUGGUGGCGGUGGUUCAUGUGGCGACCAGCGACGAGCGCAAAACAUAUUUUGAUGAACUCGUUAGUACAGGCGGCGCUAUUCGCUCGGCGCGUGAUGUUAAGUCGCAUUCUGAAGAGGAUUCCGUGGACGUUUGUCAAACUAAUGAUUGCAAAAGGGUGGCAAAAUACAUAAACGCUUCCAUGGAUUACUCCAAAGAUCCCUGUGUGGACUUUUUCGAUUAUGUAUGCGGGGGUUGGAUCAAGGCUAAUCCUAUUCCCAAGAGUUCAUCCACGUAUUCCACUUUUGCCAAGCUUAAUGGGCGCGUGGAGCGCAACCUGAGGCACAUCUUGGAAAAAGGCAUCACAGCUAGUAGCAAAAAGUUGUUUCACUUGCCAAAGGACUUCUUCGAGUCGUGUAUGGAUUUAAAAACUAUUGAUCACUUGGGCGACAAACCACUUCGUGAUUUGAUCAAUGACAUCGGCUCCUGGAGCAUUAAUAGUAAGUCAGGCUGGAAUGAAGACGAUUGGGAUUUAGAGCAAACUUUGUUGAACAUCCACAAGAGCUACACCUCUGCUGGCGGACCCUUGUUUUCUGUCCACAUUAGCGACGAUCCUAUAAACAACACCAGGCACAUAAUUGAGAUAGAUCAAUCCGGUCCUAGCCUUUCGAGAGAGGUAUACUUCGACAGCCCAAAGAUUAUGACAGCGUACAAACAGUUCAUCACAGCCGUCGGAAAAUUGCUUGGUGGUGAUGACGAAAUGAAGAAGCGAGCUGAAGAGAUUGUGGCGUUUGAAAAGAAAUUAGCUAAGAUUAGUGUUCCUGAUGCGGACAAGACUGAUUCGUGGUUCAACCGAAUGACCAUUGGUAAACUGAUGAAGGACGCGCCUGGGUACCCUUGGAUGCAUCAUUUAUCCACUAUAUUUGCUAACAACACAUUGAAAGAUGACGAAGAGAUCAUUGUUCCUGCGCUGCCAUAUCUACAAAAUAUGACAAGGAUUAUCAAGGAGACUCCCAAGAGAAUCCUUGCUAACUACAUCGUGUGGAAUGUUAUACAAGACGAGGUGUCAUUCCUUUCGAAGCCUUAUCGCAAGGCCAGGACGCAGUAUCGAGAGCGUGUCCUGGGCUCCAAAGGGCAGAAGAAGCGUUGGAAAACAUGCGUAACGUUUACAAACGAGCUUCUGGGGGACAUAUUAGGAUCAGCUUAUGUGGAACAUCACUUCACCAACAAGAGCAAAAAAAUGGCGGAGGAUAUGAUAGUGGAGGUGCGAAACGCUUUCAAAGAUAAUGUCAACGGCAUUCCAUGGAUGGACAAGACUACUAAAAUGGCAGUAAUGGAAAAGGCGGAUGCCAUGCACGAUGAGGUUGGUUUCCCACAUUAUUUAGUUGACAAGAAGAAAUUCAAGAAGAGGUUCAAAAAGUAUGAUCACGUAGAGAUAAAGAGCAACACUCUUUUCAAGAAUAGAAUUGCAAUUUUAAAAAUGGCGCACCAGAGGAUGCUUAGUAAGCUAAGAAAGCCUGUCGAUAAAGAAGAGUGGCCCAUGGACCCACAAACGAUUAACGCAAUGUACAGUUUUAACGAAAACGAAAUAAUUAUUCCAGCUGGAAUUCUUCAACCACCAUUUUUCUACGCCAAAGGAAGUCCCAGAUCGUUGAGCUUUGGAGCUAUCGGUUCAAUCCUUGGACAUGAGCUCACACAUGGGUUUGACAAUACAGGGAGAAAGUUCAACAAAAACGGUGAACUAACCGCGCAGUGGUGGUCUCAAGAUUCGUUGGAUGGAUUUAACGCCAAGGCAAAAUGUGUGGAGAAUCAGUACUGGAUGUACAAAGUCCGCGAUAAAUAUCCAAUUAAUGGAAAGCUGACCCUGGGUGAAAAUAUUGCGGACAAUGGAGGUUUCAAAGCAUCAUUUAGGGCUUACAAGAACUGGUUAGAAAAGAACGGUCAGGAAUCCUGGCGACUACCGGGCAUCAACUUCACAAGUGAACAAUUGUUCUACAUAGGAUUUGGUCAGGCAUAUUGCAGUAACAGUCGUCCCACGGAACAAUAUUUGGCGACAUUAAGCGAUAGGCAUUCUGAGGAGAAAUUUAGGGUUAUUGGAACGUUGUCCAACUCAUAUGACUUCGCCAAGGCGUUUAAAUGUAAACCAAACAAGCCUAUGAAUCCCACAAGCAAGUGCGCCGUGUGGUGUAAAGAUGAAAUACAGCUUUAGGACGAGACAGCUGAGGUUCACCUCCAAUUUCCUUGAUGCUAUAGCUAGCUGGCCACAGAUGCAAGGAGACAACCAUUCAAUGAACCACUUUCUAUUACAUGUAGUUUAGCUGACGUCAGCAUUUUUCUAUGGUUGCUUGCUGUAAUCACGCGAUAUUACCAAGCCACCAGAAAUCUGAAC
Messenger RNA from Orbicella faveolata, 3085 nucleotides. Its product is annotated as endothelin-converting enzyme homolog. NCBI's taxonomy places the organism in Eukaryota, Metazoa, Cnidaria, Anthozoa, Scleractinia, Merulinidae. Gene Ontology annotation, cellular component: plasma membrane. Gene Ontology annotation, biological process: protein processing. Gene Ontology annotation, molecular function: metalloendopeptidase activity. The record is from RefSeq and is a predicted model, not a curated record.